AUGGGGGAGAGGGCGGCCGCUGUGUGGCGUGUGCAGAGGGGCAGUUCAGUACUGAGACUGGGUUGGCCCCCUGCUGGCAGUGCACUCGUUGUAUUCUGCUAAACCGCCAGGAGAGAGCAGUGUGCUCACCCAUCAACAAUGCCCAGUGUGGCAACUGCCUCCCAGGGUAUUAUAAGCUCAGAAGUAGGAGUGGGGACGUGGACCUGUCGUGCAUGCCCUGUUACAGCCCAACAGGCAAGAUCCGGAAAGAGUGUUUACCUUUGCAGUGGAAACACACCUCCACAGCAGUGACGCUGAAUACGGUCCAAGUCUCCAUGGCUCUUAUUGGUUCAGUGACUUCCGCCUCAAUCUUCCUACUGCUUCUGUUGCUUUGGGCCUUACUACUGAUCAUUGAGAGAUUCGAACAGGUUCCAAAGUAUUGUCCUGAAGGUCUACAUUUUGAAGUAGGCACAGCCUUCCCACGGAAUACACUCCUCUCUAACACCACAGAGACUGGAGCGAUACCAUCAAUUACCCCACCAGAGAGUCCUGGACCAACCCAGGACGCCCACCACAGAUGCCUAAGCUCACUGAGCCGUGAAGGUGAAGUGCAUCCCACCUCUAUUGUCAUCAAUGUCACCACCAACAUCAAGCCAUCCCUUCAACAUGGAGGUGAAGACGGCCCCUGGGAGGGUCAGAGAGGACACUGUCACACACCAGAGGAGAUGGAACAAAAACUGUUGGAAAUCUGCACAGUUUCUCAAGGUCAGAGUCUGGAGGAGCUAAACUAUGACACAGUCCAGGACCUGUCUCUGCUGCUGGACUCAGGGGGCUGUGGCCGGGGCAGCGGGGUGAGAAGGCUGGGCUAUUCCCUGGGUGUCACCCCGGAGGUCCUUUCUAACCUCCAUGGCUUCCAGGAUCUCUUCCAGUACCUGCGCACCUCCACCUACAUCCUACUGCCCCAACUGGCCCAGGCCGCCGCCCUCCUGCCCCGCCCUGACGUUGUUGCUAGGAUACACCGUGGUCUGGUGGCCAAUCACACAGAGAUAUCCAGGCCCUAGGGACAUGUUGCCAAUCCCAUCUUGGCCUGUGUGACAUACAGUGCAUUUGGAAAGUAUUCAGACCCUUGACUUUUUCCACAUUUUGUUACGUUACAGCCUUAUUCUAUGAUGGACUCAAUUGUUUUUCCCCCUCAUCAAUCUAAACACAAUACCCCAUAAUGACAAAGCAAAAACAGGCAUUUAGAUUUUUUUCCCAAAAAAACAUUAAAUAAUAAUGACUGAAAUAUCACAUUUACAUAAAUAUUCAGACCCUUUACUCAGUACUUUGUUGAAGCACCUUUGGCAGCAAUUACAGCCUCAAGUCUUCUUGGGUUUGACGCUACAAGCUUGGUGCACCUGUAUUUGGGGAGUUUCUUCCAUUCUUCUCUACAGAUCCUCCCAAGCUCUGUCAAGUUGGAUUGGGAGCGUCGCUGCACAGCUAUUUUCAGGUCUCUCCAGAUUUGUUCAAUCGGGUUCAAGUCCGGGCUCUGGCUGGGCCAUUCAAGGACUUGUCCCCAAGCCACUCCUGGAUUGUCUUGGCUGUGUGCUUAGGGUCGUUGUCAUGUUGGAAGGUGAACCUUUGACCCAGGUCCUGAGGUCGUGGGGCAAAGGUCAUGAGCGCUGACGUCUUGAACAUUUUGGAGCAGGUUUUGUACUUUGCUCCGUUCGUCUUUCCCUCGAUCCUGAUUCGUCUCCCAGUCCCUGAGAAACAUCCCCACAGCGUGAUGCUGUGGUGCUCUGUCACCAAGGCCCUUCUCCCCCGAUUGAUCAGUUUUGCCAGGCAACCAGCUCUAGAAAGAGUCUUGGUGAUUCCAAACUUCUUACAUUUAAGAAUGAUGUCCAGUGUUCUUCCUGCAGAAAUGUUUUGGUACCUUUCCCCAGAUCUGUGCCUCGACACAAUCUUGUCUCGCUCUACGGACAAUUUCUUCGACCUCAUGGCUUGGUUUUUUAUUUUACAUGUUUUAUUUAUUUUACCUUUAUUUAACUAGGCAAGUCAGUUAAGAACAAAUUCUUAUUUUCAAUGACGGCCUAGGAACAGUGGGUUAACUGCCUGUUCAGGGGCAGAACGACAGAUUUGUACCUUGUCAGCUCGGGGGUUUGAACUUGCUACCUUCCGGUUACUAGUCCAACACUCUAACCAGUAGGCUACCCUGCCGCCCCACAUACACUGUCAACUGUGGGACCUUAUAUAGACAGGUAUGUGCCUUUUCUAAAUCACGUCCCAUUCAAUUGAAUUUACCACAGGUGGACUCCAAUCAAGUUGUAGAAACAUCUCAAGGAUGAUCAAUGGAAACAAGAUGCACCUGAGCUCAAUUUCGAGUCUCAUAGCAAAGGGUCUGAAUACUUAUUUAUUUAAUGAAUUUUCAAACAUUUAAAAAAAAAACUGUUUUUGCUUUGUCAUUAUUGGGUAUUGUGUGUAGAUUGAUGAAUAAGGCUGUAGCGUAACAAAAUGUGGAAAAAGUAAAGGGGUCUGAAUCAUUUCUGAAUGUACUCUUAACACCAUGACAUGAAGUCUCAGCAUGAUAUGUCACACCAUGGUUUGAAAUUAUACUCUUGGAUAAUGCACUAGUUCUGCAAUUCAUUGUUAAAAAGAGGGACUGACUGCUUGUUAAAUGGUACCAAUUAUGUCAAUGUUGGUUUAAUCAAGCGAAAUGGAGCAGAACUUGACAGUUUGAAAUGUGAUUUAUUUUGGGCUAUAAACUGCUAUUACUUGUGCACAUUUGGUUAAAUUAACCCAUUGAAUGUAUAGCCAUUACAUAUGUAAUACCGCUGAACUCCUUUCUGUUGCAUAAGACAGUGUGGUAUCAUUUGUUUGCAUAAGGUGUGAAUAGUCAGCAUUGUAAUGUGACCUAGAUAGAUGACUUUGUCAUCCGAAUCACAAGAUGCAGAGCACAGAGACGUCAUCAUUAACCAUCAAAUAGUAUGUAAACGGCAGGCUGUGAACCCAUGACAAUUAUACCAUUGUGGGGUUUAUAGUAUCUCAGAGGUAUACUGGUCCAAAAUCUCACUACCACUUCCAUUAUUUGUGAUGGUGGUCAGAGUGUUAAAUAACAUGGGGCUAUUCUGUAUCAUUCAGGGCAGUGUAACUGAACCCACAGUGUCAUGUUUCUCCCUGUUUUCCAUGUAUAAUUAAUGAGGGCCCGCUGGCUAAGGCAUGUGAGAUGGGGUAGGACUAGUGUUAGUGUUGGAUGGAAAUAGGGAGAACAUGUUAUUUUCUUUAUGGGAGGGGUUGGUUCACCACUGCAGCAAAUCUCCUCAGACACUCCAGCUUUCUCCAUAAGGUAAGUCCUCAAGGAAACUUUGUAUUUAUGCCAUGACAGCAAUACAUAUAAUAUUUAUACAAAACGAUAUAUAUUACAUGUAAGCUUUAUUUGACUAGGCAUGUCAGUUAAGAACCAAUUCUUAUUUACAAUGACGGCCUACUCCAGCCAAACCCGGACGAAUUGUGCACUGCCCUAUGGAACUCCCAAUCACGGCCGGAUGUGAUACAGCCUGGAUUCAAACCAGGGACUGUGGUGACCCAUCCUGCACUGCGAUGUACAGUGCCUUAGACCGUGGCGCCACUCGGGAGGCCUAAUAUUACUUACCACCUGUGUUCUAAUUAAACUGCCAUUGGAAUAAAACAUGCAUACAUUAUCAUUCAAUAA
Messenger RNA from Oncorhynchus keta (chum salmon), 3667 nucleotides. RefSeq lists its product as uncharacterized. NCBI's taxonomy places the organism in Eukaryota, Metazoa, Chordata, Actinopteri, Salmoniformes, Salmonidae. Bases 213 to 1040 code for a protein of 275 amino acids. The transcript has 7 exons. The record is from RefSeq and is a predicted model, not a curated record.